Messenger RNA from Geodia barretti, 3882 nucleotides. Lineage: Eukaryota; Metazoa; Porifera; Demospongiae; Tetractinellida; Geodiidae. The record is from the annotation of a GenBank genome assembly.
AUGACUACUGCAGGUCUAACAACGCCCGCCACGCUGGUCCUGGUAACCACGGCGGAUACCGACAUCCUCACCGCGGAGCGCGCUCUGGUCGGAAUGCCCUGGGGAGAUUCGGUGCAGGUGUAUGCCUGCAAUCCGGUGUCGCUGGAAGGCGACAGCGAGGCGGCAACAUCCGCGCGUUCCGAAUUAAUGGACGCGGUGGGCCGGGCAUCGGUCGUGGUCCUCCGGCUCCUGGGCGGCAAGCGCGCUCUUGGAGACACGUUCGACGCACUGGUCAGCGUUUGCGGUUCCCGCAGAGUCCCCGUCAUCGCAUGUCCGGGCCACCAGGAAUGGGAUGAGGACCUGGUUACCGCCUGUACGGCGCCGGUUGCCGAGGUGGAAACGGUUUUUGCCUACCUGAUGCGUGGCGGCGUCCUGAAUUUCCGCAACCUGUUUCUGUUCCUGUCCGAUGCCUAUUUGGGCUCCGACUACGGGCACGAGGCUCCGGCUCCAAUGCCCUGGCAGGGUAUCUAUCAUCCGGAGGUGGCCGAAGGUUCGGAGAUCGACCAGUACGUUGCCCAAAGGUACGAAAACGGCCGGCCGGCCAUCGGCGUCCUGUUUUACCGCGCGCAUUGGAUGAGCGGAAACCUGGCUUUCAUUGAUGAGCUCAUCCAUCGUCUGGAGUCGCAGCAUGUCAACGUAUUGCCGGUAUAUUCUUAUAGUCUCAAGCACACACCGGAAGACGACGACGCAGAACACAGCCAGACCUUGACCGACUACAUGGUCGACGCUGAGGGAAUCCCACGGGUCGAUUGCAUUAUCAACACGAUGGGAUUGGCGAUGAGCGAUCUGGAUCACCAGCAGGGCGGCACGGGUGCAACCGUCGCCACCGGCUGGUCGCAGGCGCUGCUGGAUCAGCUGGACCUGCCGAUCAUUCAGGCCAUCGUCAGCACCGGAAGCAGGGAAGAUUGGGAAAAAAGUUCGCUGGGGUUGGGCCCAGUGGACACCGCCAUGAACGUGGCUUUUCCCGAGUUUGACGGGCGGAUCAUCGCCGUUCCGGUGUCGUUCAAAGAAGAGACUCCGCCGGAAGGCGGUUCCCUUUCCGCCGGGCGGAUGCAGCGCUACGUGGCCCAAGACGACCGUAUGGACUACGUGGCCCGGUUGGCAGUGCGGCACGCUACCCUCCGGCGCAAAUCCAACGCAGACAAGCGCAUCGCAAUCAUCCUAAGCAACUAUCCGACCAAGGAUGCCCGCAUUGGCAACGCCGUGGGCCUGGACACACCGGCCUCGGCGAUCAACAUACUGAACGCUCUGCAACGCGCUGGCUACCACGUUGAAGACGUGCCCGCUGACGGCGAUGAACUGGUGCAUCGCAUAAUCGAGCGUUGCAGCAACGACACCGAUACCCUCACCGAGGAGCAGUUGCGUUUGGCGGCCGGGCACGUGGAACGACGUGCCUACGCCGAAUGGUACUCGCGCUUCUCGGAGACUGUUCAGGACCAGUUGCUGGAAGCCUGGGGCGAGGCUCCGGGUCAGGUGUACCGGAUCGGCGACAGGCUGGCUAUCGCCGGCGUACCGAUGGGUAAUGUUUUCGUCGGUCUGCAGCCUCCGCGGGGCUUCGGCGAGAACCCCAUCUCGAUUUACCACAACCCGGACCUCACGCCUACCCACCAUUACCUGGCCUAUUACCGGUGGAUUCGCGACGUAUUCAAGGCCGAUGCGAUGAUCCACAUCGGCAAGCACGGAACGCUGGAAUGGUUGCCCGGCAAGGGCGUUGGCCUAUCCCGGUCCUGUUAUCCCGAGGUUGCCCUCGACGACAUACCGCUGUUCUACCCCUUUAUCGUCAAUAACCCCGGCGAGGGAACUCAGGCCAAACGACGCACGCACGCCACCAUCGUUGAUCACCUGAUUCCGCCCAUGACCACCGCCGAUGCCUACGGUGACAUAGCAAAGCUCGAACAACUGAUGGACGAGCACUACCAAUGUCAAACCCUAGACCCGGCCAAGCUCCCAACCCUGGAAUCGCAAAUCUGGGAGAUGGUUCAGCAGGCCGAAUUGCAUCGUGAUUUGGGGGUGGACGCACAACCCGACGACUUCGCCAAUUUCAUGCUGGAGAUCGACGGAUACCUGUGCGAGAUCAAGGAUGCUCAGAUCAAGGAUGGCCUGCAUACUUUGGGUGUGCCGCCCACGUCCGACCAGAUGAUCGGCCUGUUGUGCGCCCUCACGCGGUUGGAUAACGGAGCAGUACCCGGUUUGCGCCGGAGCAUGGCCGAGGCGCUGGGCUUUGAUUAUCACGCGCUGCUGGACAAUCCGGCUGCGGCGGUCAAUGGGAAUACGCCGACCGUGUUGGGUUCGGCUGCCGAUGGUUCGCCCAUUCGCAACGCCGGCGACGUUAUCGAGGCGCUGGAAGCCAUGUGCCGCCGAGCCUACGAACGUCUGUGCCCCAAUGGGUUCGCUGCCGAUGAAAUCGCCGCGCUCGUGCCCGAGUUGCUGGGUAAAAUGGACGGCCAGACCGCCGGCGUCCUGGAGUAUGUGGGCCGACACAUUCAUCCCGCACUGCUCCGCACCACGGACGAAAUCGAUAACCUCCUGAGGGGACUGGACGGGCGCUUCGUGCCCGCUGGCCCUUCCGGGGCGCCCACCCGUGGAAUGGUUAACGUUUUGCCCACCGGACGCAAUUUCUACUCGGUGGACCCAAGGGCUCUGCCGUCGCCCACGGCCUGGGAUGUGGGUAAGGCGCUCGGCGACGCUUUGUUGCAGAAAUAUCUCGAUGAAGAGGGCGGAUACCCUGAGAUGGUUGGAAUCAUCGUCUGGGGCACCUCGGCCAUGCGCACCCACGGCGAUGAUAUCGCUCAAAUCCUGUAUCUGCUGGGUGUCAAACCGGUGUGGCAGGCGGAAAGCCGCAGAAUCAACGGCCUGGAAAUUAUCCCCAUGUCCGAGUUGGGCCGCCCGCGCAUCGACGUAACCGUCCGUAUCAGCGGUUUCUUCAGGGAUGCGUUCCCCAACCUUAUCUAUCUGAUGGACCAGGCCGUGGCAAUGGUCGCCGCCCAGGACGAAUCACCCGAGGACAAUUACAUCGUCAAGCACGUUCGGGAAGAUGCUGAACUCAAAGCCGCAUCGGGAUCAGGCGACGAUGAAACCCACAGUGAUGGAGACGCUUCACUCUUCCGUAUAUUCGGCAGCAAGCCGGGGGCUUACGGCGCCGGCAUCCUGGGUGUGAUCGACGAACGCAACUGGGAAUCGGUUCACGAUCUGGCCGAGGUCUAUACCGCCUGGGGUGGGUACGCAUAUUCCCGCCAGGAUUUCGGCGUCACCGCGCGCAACGAAUUUCGCGCCAGAUUCAGCCAGAUUGUAAUUGCCGCCAAAAAUCAGGAUAAUCGGGAGCACGAUGUAUUCGACAGCGACGACUACAUGCAAUACCACGGCGGCAUGAUCGCUACGGUUCGGUCUCUCACGGGCCGCAAUCCUCGCCAGUUCUUCGGCGACAACAGCGAUCCGUCCCGCCCCCGGGUUCGCGAUCUACAGGAUGAAGCGCGGCGAGUGUUCCGCAGUCGGGUCGUCAAUCCCAAGUGGAUGCAGUCGAUGCAGCGUCACGGAUACAAGGGAGCCUUCGAAUUGGCGGCCACCGUUGACUAUAUGUUCGGUUACGACGCGACGGCGCAGGUCGUCGAGGACUGGAUGUAUGAGGACGUUACCGAAGAAUACGUCCUGAAUCCCGAGAUGCAGGAAUUCUUCCGGCAGAGCAAUCCGUGGGCGCUGCGGGGGAUCGUCGAACGGCUGUUGGAAGCUAUCCAGCGUGGUAUGUGGGAAAACCCGCCGCCGGAGAUGCUGGAAAAACUGCGGGAGAUGUAUCUGGAACUGGAGACCGACAUCGAAGCGCGCCAGGAGAGUGGAACCAGGCAGUAG